AGAGAGCGUUGAAGCGUUCAAGAAGACAGUCGGAGAACCAUAGGAUUCAGUCGAUCGUAGGAAGUGCGGUGAUCAACUCGGGCUCGGCCGGCACGUGCGCGCCUUUGUAAAAAAAAAAAAAAACAUACGCGCCUACCGUGAUUAUCAUUAAUAUAUGCCGGCUAGCAAGAGUUCGGUCUCGCUGGCUGCCCCAUCAUGCCCGAAAGUAUGACGAGGAAAUCGAUCGGCCGCAAAAUCAUUGGGUGUGUCUUGAACAACCGGAAGAGAGAAAGAACAUCGGUGAAUUGACGAAUUUUCCGUGAAGAUGCCGUAAUUCGCGCAGAGUAUCGGGGACAGUUACCAGUGUAUACAUAACGGCACAGCAUGAUCAUGUUCUAUCACCAGCGAGCAAUGCGUCAGAUCUCAGAAAUUUCCUACGUGGGAGGUUUCAAAUUGAUAAGGAUGUCGACUAGUCGAGAGGGCGAGACUGCGGUGACCAUCCCACUGCAGUACAAUGAAGCUCAUUGGAAAGCUAUUUUUGAGAAGUAUGAUCUCGACGGAGAUGGAAAAAUAUCGCUACAAGAGCUAAGAGCAAUGAUACGCGGUCCAGAAUUUUCCAAGGACAUCCCUGCUGGGGUAGUUCGCACGAUAAUGCAUAAGGCAGAUCUGGAUGAAUCUGGUUAUUUGGAAUAUCCAGAAUUUAUAGCAAUGAUCCAUAGAAAGGACAUGCAGGGUAUAUUCGGUCACAUCGUGCAACGAUAUCUGCACUGUAUGAUACCUCAACGACCAACCCAAAGGCAAACUUCCGUGGGAUCGAGGUAUUAUCCCCAGCGACAAAUCAGUAUUGUAAUGCACGCACCACCUUCUCCUCCUCCUUCGAGCUUUGGUGAUUCUCCCCAGGCUGCUAUGAUUAGUAAAAGAUGCCGUUCUGCACGUUUUAACGGUCUACAGCAACAAUCAAGUACAAUAACGGAAUCUUCUCUGUACUCUAGCGACUAUCCAGAUGGGCUGUACGAAGAAGAGUACAGUUGUCGUCCGCCAGCUGUAGCAAUGAUAAUCAUAUCGAUAAUAGAAAUCAUUUUAUUCAUGUAUGAUGUGAUUAAGCACAAAUCUCUUUCUGUAGAAGGACCAGCGGCUCAGUUAUUUAUUUAUAAUCCGCACAAGAGGUUCGAAGCCUGGCGGUAUCUAACAUAUAUGUUUGUACAUGUCGGGGUCUUCCAUUUGAUCGUUAACCUACUGGUACAAAUUAUGUUGGGUAUUCCACUGGAGAUGGUUCACAAAUGGUGGAGAGUAUUGAUAAUAUACAUAGCCGGAGUGCUAGCCGGUUCCCUUGGUACGUCCGUUUCAGAUCCGACGGUUUACCUGGCCGGUGCCUCGGGUGGUGUAUACGCGUUAAUCACUGCUCAUGUAGCGACCAUUAUAAUGAACUGGUCGCAAAUGGAAUUUGCCGUGCUACAGCUGUUAGUGUUCCUCGUUAUCACGAGCGUCGACGUCGGUCAAGCCGUGUACAAUCGUUAUGUGCUCGACACCAACGACCAGAUCGGCUACGUGGCCCAUUUGGCUGGCGCUAUAGCAGGCCUUUUAGUAGGCAUAAAUAUCCUUCGAAAUCUCGAGAUACAAACUUGGGAGAAAGUUGUUUGGUGGGCCAGCAUGUUUACUUAUACGGGUCUCAUGACCGCAGCUAUUUUGUGGAAUGUAUUAUAUACCUCGUAUUACGAAUGAUGAUGUUCAAAUCGGUAUUUAUCUCAUUCGAGUUAUUUAAAGGCAUACACAUUGAUAGAGACAAAUGUAUUAUUACUGAAUGAGAACUUGCCUUAAAAUUGUAGGUAUAUGCAUAAAUUUACUAUAUAUUUUUAUAUGUUAGAUGAUAUAAAGGUCUACUCGUGUAUUAUUUUAUAUUAAUAGAGAUACUUAAUAUAAAAUGAGAUUCUUAGAAUCGAACAAAAUAGCUUAUAUUUUCGUAUAAACUUAAUCGCGAAAACAUAUAGGACUAAGAUUUACAAUAAGAAUAUAAGUAAUUUUAAACGCAGUAUUUUUUUCAAGCACUUUUUCGAGAGCAAAUAGUAAAACAACAGAUUCUGUGAUACUUUUGCUAUAUGUAUUAAGCAUAUGCAAUUAUUUGCAAGUUUAACAAAUUGAAUGAUGACAUCGAAAGUCUAUGCGCGGAAUAUUUCUAUUUUAGUUCUAUUGCCUCAUUGUUUGAAAAUGCUUAGGAAAAACUACCUCCAUCAGUAUACACAACAAUCUCGCGCACAUAAAACGCCAAUUAAUCUUUCAGUAACACUUAAUGCGUUACAAAUUCUAUCUUCAAUAAUAACAUCAUUAAUAAAUACAGAAUCUAAGAUCUAAAAAAACUGCAACGUGCUGAAUAGCUAAUAAAAUCUAAUAUACAUAUAUGUAAUGUUUUUUCAUCAAAUUUAGAGAUUCCUCAUGAUUAAAAUAAGACUAGGCAGAAGAAGAUUGCCUUCUCAGACGCUUAUUAAAUGAAAGAAUGUAUAUAAUUCAUAACUUGUGUGUGUUCCACAAUUCAAAGAUGUGAAUGUGACACAAAACUGUGUUCGACAAAAUAAGUAAUUUUCUGCUUCAUGAAAACAUUGCAAUAAUUAUAUUCAUAUACGGUACGACGUGUCACUUGUAUUAUUAUAGACGGACGUAGAGUGUUAUACUCACAGAUAUAAAAUAGUAUGUGAACAUUUUUGGAAAAUUUAUUUAUUUUAUCUUAAAUUUAUGAAUAAUAUACCUGAGCAUAUGAUUUAUUUCAUGUACCUGAUUUGCACGGAUACCUAUAUGUUGACACGUUCGCUACUACUUUCUCACCGUGGUAGCGAACGUGUUAAUAUGUUAAACGAUUAUUAUCUCGAAUACGUAAUGUGAAAAGAAAAAUAGGAAGAGUCAGCUUCGCAUCUUGUGUUCACAACAUACAAAUACUGAUAACAGAAUAUUGCUUUAACGUAAUUGUUUAAACAAAUGAUAUAUCUGUGAAUAACUUGGUCUGGAAGAUGUUAACUAUAAUGUUAAUCUUCAGUUGGAUGCAAUAGACAUUGCAGUGCCAACUAUCGACUAUAAUAGCUCCAAUUUAAACAGUAAUAUCUACAAAAAUAACACUUAAGAAAUGUUUUUAUAUUUCUCUUAAUAUUAUUUUUUAUAUUUUAUUUGAUCACAAUGCAACCGUCUAUAUAUUUCAUUAUAAAUGGAAAGAAUUGUUAUUAUUAAUUCGUAAAGUGAAAAGUAAGGCUGCUAUUAUAAGUCUAGAAUGCUUAAAAAUGAAGAGAUAUGAAUUGUAAUUAAAUAAUUUAUAAUACAAUAUUAUAAAUAUUAUUUACACAUAUGCAUACAUAUUUACAUAAUUUACAUUAAUAACUACUAUACAAGAUGAUUCUUAAUUAUAUAUCGAUACUUUAGGCGGUUAGUCUAGAAUCCAAAACAAAAAAAAAGACCGUCAUAAACAUAUAUUUUAACUAAUAAUAACCGAUAUUAAGAUAAUCGGAAGAUAGAAUAAUCCGAUAAAAUAUGAUUUAACUUACCUGAUUCUUUUAAUUGUACCCUCUUUUCUUAAGUGUCCUGGAUCUAUUACUUAUUAUUUAUAUUCGAUUACAAUAUCGAUGACAAAAUUCCCACAAACAGAUUGGUUCUGUAAAAUAAUCUUAAAUAAUGUCUAAAUAAUGUAAAAUGUUACAUCUACUUCUCAUCUAUUAAUGCAAUGCAUAUGUCUUCCUACGUAUAAGUGCCUUGGACGUACUUCUCAUUGUACAAUAUUUUAAUGUAUAGGAGUAAUGAGUGUGAACUUUUUUUGACCGCGAAGAGACGAGCGUGCCUCCUUUUUAUGCAAGAUAAAUAUAUAUUUAUGUAAUAUUUUAUAACUGAUGUCAACGAAACCUUUGUUAUUGUUCGACGGAGUGACGAGAAUGUCUGUAAUGUAUGUAUAUUUUGUAUACGCUUUGUAUAAAACAAAAUAAAGCGAUUGAAAAAGAAAUCAAUCCGAUAAUUAUCAUCUCAUAAGUGGGAUACACAUACGUUGCAUCCUGAUAUGGAGUAUCGCGACUCGCUUCAAUUGAAUUGUUCCAUAAAGAAUGUUCUCAACUAGGCCCCACGAUCGGCAGAAAAAAAAACAUAAAUUUCUUAUUUGAAUUUGUUUCUCGCUCAUCCCGUAUUUUGCAAGUAUUAAUUUUUUCUUUCGGUAGAACAGCAGUCUCGUUCGAAAGGAACGAUGCGGAGCGAAAUCAAAAGGCGAAAGCGAGGAGAUGCUCCUUAUUAUAACGGAGGUGAUUUUUAUUUCAACAAAAAUAACAAUUUA
Molecule: messenger RNA, 4273 nt
Organism: Temnothorax curvispinosus
Lineage: Eukaryota; Metazoa; Arthropoda; Insecta; Hymenoptera; Formicidae
Gene: rho-4
Product: protein rhomboid-like
Exons: 5
Coding region: 364-1701 (445 amino acids)
Cellular component (GO): membrane
Molecular function (GO): serine-type endopeptidase activity; calcium ion binding
Source: RefSeq, a predicted model, not a curated record